Balaenoptera musculus (blue whale) is the source of this 2827-nucleotide messenger RNA. RefSeq names its product 5-hydroxytryptamine receptor 5A (gene HTR5A). Bases 562 to 1623 code for a protein of 353 amino acids. Gene Ontology annotation, molecular function: neurotransmitter receptor activity; G protein-coupled serotonin receptor activity. Gene Ontology annotation, biological process: chemical synaptic transmission; G protein-coupled receptor signaling pathway, coupled to cyclic nucleotide second messenger. The transcript is spliced from 2 exons. The record is from RefSeq and is a predicted model, not a curated record. Gene Ontology annotation, cellular component: dendrite; plasma membrane. NCBI's taxonomy places the organism in Eukaryota, Metazoa, Chordata, Mammalia, Artiodactyla, Balaenopteridae.
GGCGAAGAGCAGAAGGCCGGACCUAGAAAGCAGGUCCCUGCUCGGCGCCCCCAGCACGGGGCUGAGGUUGCAGCCCGCUGCCGCCGCGGGCGAGAGGGGCGGGCAGGGAGGCCGCGCGGCGAGAUCCGCUGCUCUGACGCACCAGCCCGUCUCUCGGCGCCCACACGCUCCGGGGGCACCCAGCUCCUCCUCCACUUGGGAGAUGCCCGACUCCGGGCGACCAGACUGCUGUCUCCGCCGAGGCGAAGAGCCCCGCUCACGGGGCAGCUUAGCCGGGCCCCGGCUGCGAGACCCAGCCCCUCGCCUCUGCUCUCCCAGCCCCUGAGGGCUCCAGACCUGCCGCGGCUCCCAGCCCAGCGCCCUCCUCUCCUCUCCGCCACACCGUCUCCCACGGGGGCUCACUGGCAGGAGGUCGGCGCAAGUCCCACAGACACUCUCCAGAAACCCUGCCACUGGCCAGAAGCGACAGACGUCCGGAGGGGCUUCCGACACAGUGCUCACCACACAUCCUCCUGAGCGCGCCUUCUCCACGCGCCGGUGAGCCCGUCUCCUGACCCAGACAUGGAUCUGCCGGUGAACCUCACCUACUUCAUCCUCUCCACCCCCGCCCCCCUGGAGACCAACCGCAGCUUGGACGCAGAAGACCCGCGCCCCAGCCUGCCCCUCCUCUCCGUCUUCGGCGUGCUUGUUCUCACCCUGCUGGGCUUCCUGGUGGCAGCGACGCUCGCCUGGAACCUGCUGGUGCUGGCGACCAUCCUCCGCGUGCGCACGCUCCAUCGUGUUCCGCACAGCCUGGUGGCACCCAUGGCCGUCUCGGACGUGCUGGUGGCUGCCCUGGUCAUGCCGCUGAGCCUGGUGCACGAGCUGUCCGGGCGCCGCUGGCAGCUGGGCCGGCGGCUGUGCCAGCUUUGGAUCGCAUGCGACGUGCUCUGCUGCACGGCCAGCAGCUGGAAUGUGACGGCCAUCGCGCUGGACCGCUACUGGUCCAUCACCCGUCACCUGGAAUACACGCUGCGCGCCCGCAAGCGCAUCUCCAACGUAAUGAUCACGCUCACCUGGGCGCUCUCCGCAGUCAUCUCCCUGGCCCUGCUGCUCUUCGGCUACUCUGAGGGCAGCGAGGAGUGCCAGGUGAGCCGCGAGCCCUCCUACACCGUGUUCUCCACCGUGGGCGCCUUCUACCUGCCGCUCUGCGUGGUGCUCUUCGUGUACUGGAAGAUCUACAAGGCGGCCAAGGUCCGCGUGGGCCCCCGGAAGGCCAACAGCGUCUCCCCCGUAUCCGAAGCUGUGGAGGUGAAGACCUCCGCUCGGCAACCCGAGAUGGUGUUCACCGUCCGCCACGCCACCAUCACCUUCCAGACAGAAGGGGACACAUGGCGAGAACAGAAGGAGCAGAGAGCCGCCCUAAUGGUGGGUAUCCUCAUUGGGGUGUUUGUGCUCUGCUGGAUCCCCUUCUUCACCACGGAGCUCAUCAGCCCCCUGUGCUCCUGUGACAUCCCCGCCACCUGCAAGAGUGUCUUCCUGUGGCUCGGCUACUCUAACUCUUUCUUCAACCCCCUGAUAUACACGGCCUUCAACAAGAACUACAACAGCGCCUUCAAGAACUUCUUCUCCAGGCACCAGUGACUGCGAGGCCGGCACAGGCAGGAAGUCUCCCCAAGCUCCAUCUCUUUCCCCAUCCUCACCCGGCACCAGCUGGAAGAGACAAGCCUUCAGGUUCCCCAGGGUGGUCCUCGGAGCUGAGCACCUCACUUCUGCACUGCGGGCAGGAACGCGAGUCUCCACAGGCAGGACCGGGGACCCCGUUUAUCCAGUUUACCUGCUAUGCCCCACUCUGCACCUAACAGCCACGGGCCUGGCCACGAAGUGCCCUUUCUCUACAAAACCCACUCCAGCACGGUUACUGUUCUCGUCCCAGGGAAGUCAAACCAGGCAGACGUGAGGCAGGAGAUAAACCAGUAUGGGCAGGUUGAGAACAGACAGGAAACAGUGAAUAAGAAGUCACAAUGGGUGCAUCUGGGGAACAGGAAACCAUAAUUGCGUUUCCUGGAAGAGUCCCCAUUUCGAAUAUUCCAUCCUACAGUCCUAGGAAGUAUACCCUAAUACUUACUGUGUGUGUCCCAGUAUUUGGCCACAAAAGAUUGUCUCCAGACAUAUUAAAGUACACAGCCGCAUCUGCAAGACCAGGCAGUACGGCUUUAUGGUUUUGUUUAUGGCAACCACACACGCACACACCAAACCUACCGAGGAGGCAAAUGUUCCAAUUGGCGAGUUUGUUCUAAAAUGCAACCCAUCAACUUGGAACAGGAACUACAAGUCAAAUCAAAUACCUCCUUCUAUUUCGAAGCAACUGUUCACAACACAGAAAUAGCUACUAGUUCCGCAGAAUCUGUCAAACUUGCUUAUUUACUAUGGGUUCCAUUUGUAUGGAAUUUAUUCAAAUGUUGCUGAACAAAGACUUUUAUCCUCAGAUCAUGAAAUUAGAGUAACACAACUGUCACGAAGUUGUUGACUUCUUAAAUAUAGUUUCGUAACCAGGGACUAUGAAGGCAUAUUCACCAAACACGUGCACUUUAAGGAGAUCGUUGAUUAAUUUGCUAGCUGCUAUUAUUCAUUGGUAUGUAAAUACCUGCUGUGAGGCCAACACUGGUAACUAAUGAGAAAGCAGAAAAAUGGUAAAAGGUGGCCUCAGUCCUCUGCAAAUUAACACUUUUAUAUAACCAUGAGGCAAGACAAAUGAUGAUGCAGUGUUUAUAUGAUCUUACAAAACCCUAGCCAUUAUACACAACUUUAAAAAGACCCUGGACAAUAAAACUGCUUGUGGUCUGCA